Hippocampus zosterae (dwarf seahorse) is the source of this 2245-nucleotide messenger RNA. It is a transcript of the gene tmem160, whose product is annotated as transmembrane protein 160. Bases 106 to 768 code for a protein of 220 amino acids. The transcript is spliced from 4 exons. The record is from RefSeq and is a predicted model, not a curated record. NCBI's taxonomy places the organism in Eukaryota, Metazoa, Chordata, Actinopteri, Syngnathiformes, Syngnathidae.
GAUCGUUGACUCCGUAAGAGUUCAGAGUUCACGCCGAUGUCGUGUUGAUACUCCCCACCCACCAAAAGCGCUUUCGAUUUAAGCGGUUCUCCUACGAGCGAUGUGAUGACCUUCUUGCGGUUGUUCCUGCGGAGGCAGUUGCCCAUGGCCGCGUCACACUUGUCCCGCAUCGUCGCGAGACCGCCGCGGCCUCCUGGCGGCGCUCAGUCGGGCACCACGCGGCGGCAAUUUACGGAGAAGGGGCCGUGGGGGAAAAGCCCGUCAUCGGAGUUACCACCACAACAAUAUCAGCUCACUGCCCUUGACAAGGCAGACGCUUUGAUGCUGAGGAAGUCUCACGAAACAGGUUUUCUCUCGUGGUUCCGAAAUGGUCUGCUUGCAACGGGAAUCGGCGUCAUCGCUUUUGUGCAGAGCGAAGUGGGACGUGAGGCGGCCUACGCCUUCUUCAUCUUGGGCGGCGCCUGCGUGUCCUUCGGCGGCGCCUCCUACGUGGCCAGCCUCUUGACUCUGCGAAGGCUGAUGCUGCUCUCCGUGCCCGCCCUGCUGAUCCAGGGGGCCGUGGUGGGCAGCGUGGGUCUUUUCUGGCUGUGCGCCGUAUCCCUCUACAUCGGUCGCCUCGAGGUGGAGAUUAUCCACGAGGACGACGACGAGGGUGAAGAGUGCCAGGAGUGCCGGGAUCGACGCGAGCACGGUGGCUACCGAGGCCCACCCCACGACAGGAGGCACCCCAACGCCGAUGACGGGAAGAACAAGGGGGCCGACAAAUAGAAGUCUUCCAGUCUGUGUACGUGCAAAUGUGUGUCUGCAUGUUUGAAUGCAGGCCGUGCAUCUCACUACAAGCAAACCUAAAUGUGGGUGUUAAAAGGGCCAAAGCCAACUAUGGACUUAAAUUACAGGGCCCCUUUUUUUACUAGUUACCCCACGCAUCAUUAUCUACACUCUCAGGCCACAAUGUUAGGUACACUUGCACAAUCUAAUGAGAUUCAUUACAAAUCUCAUUUUUUUGUGGUGGAGUGAAAUAUUGUACUCAAAGCACUUCUGUUUCUGAUGCAGAAAAAUGUGACCAUUAACAUCAAAAUGUACUGGUUAAUUCGACAUAAAAUCUUUGACGUGUCAAAAAUGAGAAUAUGCAUGUACAGUGGAUUAGAAAAUUCCACGCACCCCUAUUUAAAUAUCCAUUUGUUGUGGAAAAACAAUUUGACCAAGAUAAGUGAUUUAAAACCUAUUGUGCCCCAUAAACUGUACAAUUAAAUAAAGCGAAAGAGAGGGGAAGUAAAAAUCAAUAGCUGAGAUAAUGGGGUUGUACAAGUGUAUGGUACAUAUGCCAUUACCAUUCAUCUUAAAAUUCAUAUUGUGAAUCAGCACACACCUGCCACAUUUUAAGGUGUCUGAUUAAUCUCAAAUUUAUUACAAAUGUACUCGUAGGCUUUUCCUGAGGUUUUUUUUUCUGUCACUGACUGCUAUUUGGAACUGUUCAUAAUUAGUUUCUGACCAGAAGACAUUUGACGACAUGUGUUGGGAUUUUUUUUUUUAUGUCAGUGUUGGCACAAAACUUUUAGGCUUCUGCUGGCAAGCAAAAAAAAAAAAAAAAGUUACCAAAGGCCAACUAGAACAGGUGAAUAUUAUUUUGAAUGUCAUUGUUAAUUCUGGCCACUAACUCGCCGAAUUACAUAAUUUUAUUUUUAAUUCCCCUUGCUCAAUACAGUUGAGUUGAGUUGAAAGAUUUUUUAAAAAUUGUACUUUUAUGUUUAACGUUUUUGGUAGAGGAAAGGUUGAAAUGGUUUAUCUUGGUCUCAUUUAUUGAUCUCACAAAAAUCUGGCAUUUUUGUACACUUUUGAUAGCCACUCGAGAUUGUAAAGUCAUACCUAAACGGUGUCCUGUUGGUGCAGUUAUGUUUACUAUGCUGUUCCGUUCAUGUGAGCUUGUGGGUGGAUUGUUAUUUGUAAAUGCGAUUCAACAAGGGCUUACAGCAACUUUUUUUGUUUUAAUGCUAGAGUACGCAUUUUCUUUUUCAAACAAUUUUAGCACUUUGUUUAGCUCCUGUUGUAUAGUCAGUUUUUUUUCUCAGUGCAAAUUGUAAUAAAACAUUGAAUUACAGUUAAGAAAGUGCAGUCUUGCAAUUUCUCAGAUGGUGGUUGUACAUGGUGGCUGGGGAUUUAUUUGUAUUUAUUGUUUACUGGUUGGUGUACACUCUUCCUGUCAGUGUACACGUCAUAAAGUGAAAUAAAACAUUACAUGAGCGAA